AUGGCAAACGUGUUAAAGGGACCUAGUUCGUCCCGAAUCUCUGCCAAGGGACCUAGUUCGUCCCGAGUUACUUCCAAUAGACCUAGUUCGUCUAAAGGCAAUGGGAAGGAGAGACCUAGUACGUCUCGAGCUCUGGUUCCGGCUACAUCGAGAAGAGUCCCAAACGACUCGAAUGAAGAACCAAGUACAUCAAGAAAUUUACCAUCAUACCAAAUUAAUGGCAAUAUAAUUUUGAAGCCGACCGCGAUAAUCAAAAUAAUUACCAAGAACAGAUACAUUUUAGAACGGGCCUUAAUCGAUCCAACUGCUGAAUGUUCUGUUAUAUCGCACGAAGUUGUUAGGCGCUUAGAUGCUAAAACCAUAAGAAUUGGCAAAUCAGAAAGAUGUCUUAUAAAGAUUCGAGGAAAUUAUGGAAUCAACACCACAAUUGAAACAUAUUCUCAAGUUCUUCAUAAUUACAGCACGGUGACUCCAAAGGAGUCUAUUCAAGAAAAUAUUCGUGACGAAUUUCCUGGGCUACAACUAGCAGAUCCUCAAUUUCAUGUUUCGGCAAAGGCGCAUAUUACUUUAGGAGGUGACGUUUUCCCCAGGAUAAUUCGAAAUGGUGUCGCAGGUGGAUCUUUUGGCAAACCAUUGGCGCAAUUUUCCAUAUUUGGAUAUAUUAUCUCUGGAUUAUGUUCAAAAUUAUGA
Calliphora vicina (urban bluebottle blowfly) is the source of this 690-nucleotide messenger RNA. RefSeq lists its product as uncharacterized. NCBI's taxonomy places the organism in Eukaryota, Metazoa, Arthropoda, Insecta, Diptera, Calliphoridae. The transcript has a single exon. Bases 1 to 690 code for a protein of 229 amino acids. The record is from RefSeq and is a predicted model, not a curated record.